AUGUACUGGCGCCGCACACCGCUGGUGGGGACUCGGCUCGUCCAGGUCGGGAGCAGCUCAGCGGGCCGGCUUGAGGAGCCAGUGGGAAUUUGGGGCUCCGGGAUGGGGAACAGCACAUCGUCAUCUUUGGGAAACGCAGCAACUGCUCCUGUGAAUCAGAUCCAAGAAACCAUUUCUAAUAAUUGUGUGGUGAUUUUCUCCAAAACAUCCUGUUCUUACUGUACGAUGGCAAAAAACUUCUCCAUGACAUGA
This is a messenger RNA of Rangifer tarandus platyrhynchus (Svalbard reindeer), 252 nucleotides long. Lineage: Eukaryota; Metazoa; Chordata; Mammalia; Artiodactyla; Cervidae. The record is from the annotation of a GenBank genome assembly.